Molecule: messenger RNA, 2853 nt
Organism: Tachysurus fulvidraco (yellow catfish)
Lineage: Eukaryota; Metazoa; Chordata; Actinopteri; Siluriformes; Bagridae
Gene: ajap1
Product: adherens junctions associated protein 1
Exons: 6
Coding region: 888-2039 (383 amino acids)
Cellular component (GO): cytoplasmic side of plasma membrane; plasma membrane; cell-cell contact zone
Molecular function (GO): beta-catenin binding
Source: RefSeq, a predicted model, not a curated record
AGAGAGAGAGAGAGAGAGAGAGAGAGAGAGAGAGAGAGAGAGAGAGAGAGAGAGAGAGGAGAACGCGAGCAGAGCAGAGCGCGCUCAGGCUGUUACCACUGCGCAAUUGCGCGCACGCUUAAGCGCUCUGUUUUCCCCUCAGCGCGCCUGAAGUGGCGCUCAUCUCUCGCCGCCCGUCGCUUUCUCUACCGCGUCACAUCACACCUUCCAGCCGCCUCCGCAAACAUCGCUGAACUUCAUCGACUACCAUGUGCCACAGCUGACGUGACCACUCGUUCGGACUCCGCGGACGUUUUUUUUACCCCCACUUUGCUCCUAAAUUCCCCCCCGCGCCUGAUCUCGAGCUUCAUGUUAAUGACAGACGAGCGCGCCGUCACAAUAAAGCGCGCAGUCGUUAUGCGCGGCACUUGGCGUCUUCACCCCGCAUCCAGCAUGACGCUUCUAUUGCUUCCUGACUUUUCUUUAGCACUGGAGUCUAUAGCCAUGUCUGAUAAACUUCGGGCAAAAGAAGACAGCUCUUGAACAUCGUCUGAGACGCGUGUACGUGUACGCGUCUCCUGCGCGCAUCGUUACUUAGUGAAGAAAAUAAGGGGGAAACAUCAAGAAAACCAGCUCUUUUUCUUCGCCUCCGGACAUCUGGAGCUAGCUAAUGCUGCUUGGCUGAAGAUGUUAGCCUUAAUUACAUCUGGACGGAGAUUCCUAACUUAAAGGUGUCACAAAAGCGAGCGUCGACCUUUGAGGAGUCCACCGUAAAUGGGAACUGGGCUGAUUCUGGAUCGGUCUUGUGAAAUAUGUGGAUAAAGUGGUGUAGAGAACGCAGGUGAUGCUGGAUGGUUUUCAAGUUGCCCCAAUUAGACUCAUAGUCCUUUUUUCUUCUGUCCAGUUUCAUGGCUGCACUGAGACCAUUGGGACUCCUGGGAUGCAGAAUGUGGGUCCUCCUCACCUUUGUCCACCUCACUAUGGAUCUCUCCAUGUGCGCUCCAGUCGGGACUGGGCUUAGGCUGCUCCCUCGGCCACUGCCUCGCUUACGUCAUCGUCUUCUCACCAGGGAUGUACCCAGUGGUCCGCACUGGAGGACUCUGGGUACCUGGCAGCGUGGUAUCUCACAUCCUGUACCAAUACUUGACCACCGAGAAGGACUAGGAGGAGGAGGAGGUGGAGGAGGAAGAGAGGGGAUGGGGUCCAAACCACAGUCACAGAGGAAAAAACGUCAUCUUUGUGAGAACUGCACCUCCAGUGUCCCUGCCUCAGAAGGAGGCGAGUCGCUGGAGUAUUUGGAGGGGAGUAAAACUGACAUUUUACAGCACUUGUUGCGGCAGCGUAGGCAGUUGAAGUGGGAUAGUUAUGACAGUUAUUCACAGGAAGGGAGGACCACUACAGUGGCAGGAUUUAUUGACUGGGGGCCCACCGGGACGGAUGAUGGUGCGGAGGAUGAAGUAAAAGUUAUCCCUAAGACUACUACAAAGGCCACCACCACUACUACUACCACUACUACAACUACCACCACCACACGCAGCCCACAAAGGACUCAUGCGGUGUUCACCACUGCCCGUCCUAGGAGGCUGACUACUACACAGCCUGCUGUUAAUCUCGGCGUGACCGCCAAGCCACAAAAGCCAUUUGGAGAUACACCAGGUUUGGCAGUGCAUCAGAUCAUCACUAUCACUGUUUCCCUCAUCAUGGUCGUCGCAGCCUUGAUAACAACACUAGUCCUUAAAAACUGCUGUGCACAGUCGGGAAAUGGCCGCCACACUAGCCACCAGAGGAAGAUCAACCAGCAGGAAGAGAGCUGCCAGAACCUGACUGACUUCACGCCGGCACGCGUGCCCAGCAAGGUGGACAUCUUCACCGCCUACAACGACAGUUUACAGUGCUCCCACGAGUGUGUGCGCACCGCUGUGCCCGUCUACACAGACGAGAUGAUCCAACACACACCGAUUUACAAGACCACCUAUAACGGGAGCAGACCAUCGCCAACUGAAAGGCAGCUAAUCCCUGUGGCCUUUGUGUCGGAGAAAUGGUUCGAGAUCUCCUGCUGAGGGCCUUUUGCUACCCGUGGUAGUAACUGCAGCUUCCUCAAUUUUGGACCCUGAGUCCCAUUGGAACACCUUGAAUUCCCAAAUAAAGAAAAUUUAACAAACGCCCAUGCAUUGCAGAAAGAAGAAUUAGAACGUAGACGACAUUUUUGGGGAUUUCCUGGACAUGGAGCGAAGAUGUUUAUUUUUCUAAACUGAUCACAGAUGAGAUUUGUUCUAUGGUUCCCACUUCAAAUUAUUUUCCAUAUAGACUUCUGGUCAUUUAGAAACGAUAAAAUAGACUUAAAGUUAAUAUAUUAUAUACAUAAAUUACUGUAUGUGUAGAAGUAAUGGAGGAAGAUCACCGCCAUAGACGUUGGAAUGCUAUUUCCUGAUGGGCUGCUUUCUGUGAAAAGAGCGAACAGACUUUUCAGAACUACGUGCCAAUAACGCCAAUAUGUGCCAUAUGUACAGAUGGGACGCGUCUGGGAGUUUAUCGAAAAACUACAGAUACAACGACGAGUCAUUUCUGUGACAGUUAUUCUAUAUCAACCAUCCUUUUUUGUAUAGAAAGUAUAAAUAUGUAUUUGAACUGUUUUGAAUAGUUGAACAAAAUGUGUUGCAGACGUCCAAAAAUAUUUAUAAGGAGCACUAUUUGAUUUUGACUAGGUAAAAGAAACGAAAUGACGAGAACCUUGGCCGACUUUUGAGUUUGAGUUUAACGUAUUGUUAUUAGGCCCUGUUUUAAAUAGAAUAGUCUUCUCUAUUUUUGUAUACACACACACACACACACACACACACACACACACACACACACACACACACACACACACACACA